UUCGCGCCGAUGACAUAGUACAGAGCGACCCGUCAGGCAUUUGUAUGUGGAACAAUUUCAGAGGCGAUUGAAAAUGGAAGGAGUGGAGUUGUGGGUGAAGAAUCAGCUCCAUGAUGUUCUGGGCAUGAGCGACCGGCAUGUGGCUCAGUUCCUUGUUGGUACUGCUCUGAGAAGUACGAGUGCUACUGAUCUGCUAGUCCGUCUAAGGGACACUGGGGCCAUUGAUGUUACUGAAAAAGUGAAGGGGUUCCUGGAGCAACUCUGGCUAAAGAUCCCUAGAAAGGCCCCGAUUGAACGGCCAGCCCGGGCUGCUGAACGAGAAGCGCUGGCUAUGCAGGAGAAGAAUAGAUCAUAUGCUUUGCUAGAGGAUAGUGAAGAAGAGGAGAAGACUGAUCACAAAGAAGAGAAAAGGAAAAAGAAACACUUAAGGAAAAGAAGAAAAGAGGAGUCAUCUGAUAGUGAAAAUGAAAAUGCACAGACCACUAAGGUACCUUCCCCUCAAAAGACCUCAGAAGAUGAAGAUGAGAAAGAGGAGCUGGCUCGAUUGAAAGAUCUGGAGGAGAGAGAUGCUUUUGCAGAAAGAGUAAAGAAGCGAGAUAAAGAAAAAACAAGAAAUAUUGUGGAGAGAUCAGAUAAGAAGGCGUAUGAAGAAGCCCAAAAGAGGCUGAAAUUAGCAGAAGAAGAUCGCAAAAAAAUGAUUCCUGAGCUAAGGAAGAAGUCCCGUCGGGAAUAUCUAAAUAAAAGAGAAAAAGAGAAGCUGGAGGAUCUAGAGGCAGAGAUCGCAGAUGAGGAGUAUCUUUUUGUGGAACCUGAGUUGACUUCAGUAGAGCAGAAGGAGCUUGAAUAUAAGCGAAGGGUGCGUGACCUUGCAAAGGAAUACAAGAAAGCUGGGGACAAAGAGAGGAUGGAAAAGCAUGACCGCUAUUUUAUGCCAGAAGAAAACAGGAGUAAGAAAAUUCCUGAUCGCUAUGAGGAACCUAUGUCUGAGGAAAGAUUUGCCCCUCGUGAAGAGCAAAGGCGGUGGGAGGAGGAGCAUAUUGGGGCAGCCUCUCUGAGAUUUGGAGCAAAGGAUGCACAUGAUCAUGGGAAGAAGGAGUAUGAUUUUGUCAUGGAAGAAAAUGAGGUCAUACAGUUUGUCAGCUCGGCACAGAUGAAGGGAACAAUAGAUAAGGAAGAGGAGAAUUCUGAAGUCUUGUCAGAAUCAGAACGAAAGAAACUGUCUAUACAAGAGGUUCGGCGAAGCCUCCCUGUCUUCCCAUAUCGUUCUGAUCUUCUUCAAGCAAUCUCUGAUCAUCAGAUUCUUAUAAUUGAAGGAGAGACUGGAUCUGGCAAAACUACCCAAAUACCACAGUACCUGCACGAACAUGGUUAUACUAAAAAUGGCCUGAAGAUUGGCUGCACUCAGCCUCGAAGAGUGGCUGCCAUGAGUGUAUCAGCACGAGUUUCUCAAGAGAUGGGUGUUAAAUUAGGCAACGAGGUGGGAUAUAGUAUUCGGUUUGAAGACUGCACAUCUGAGCGCACAGUGCUGAAGUAUAUGACAGAUGGGAUGUUACUGCGGGAAUUUCUCACUGAGCCUGAUCUGGCAUCUUACAGUGUAAUAAUAAUAGAUGAAGCUCAUGAAAGGACUUUGCACACAGAUGUUCUUUUUGGCCUCAUUAAAGACAUUGCCCGUUUCCGCCAAGACCUCAAAGUUCUGGUAGCCAGUGCCACCCUAAACACAGAGCGAUUUUCCUCCUUUUUUGAUGAUGCCCCAGUGUUUCGUAUUCCUGGGCGCCGGUAUCCAGUGGAUAUAUAUUACACCAAGGCUCCUGAAGCAGAUUACUUGGAGGCCUGUGUGGUGUCAGUGUUGCAGAUUCAUGUUACCCAGCCACCAGGAGACAUCUUAGUCUUUCUUACAGGACAGGAGGAGAUAGAAACAUGCUGUGAGAUGCUACAAGAGCGAUGUCGUCGACUAGGAUCCAAGAUUGCAGAGAUGCUGGUGUUACCAAUAUAUGCUAAUUUGCCUUCUGACAUGCAGGCAAAGAUCUUUGAACCUACACCUCCAGGAGCAAGAAAAGUUGUGAUAGCCACUAACAUUGCUGAAACAUCACUUACAAUUGAUGGAAUUAUAUAUGUUAUUGACCCAGGUUUCUGCAAGCAGAAAAGUUACAAUGCUCGAUCAGGAAUGGAGUCCCUCAUUGUGACUCCCUGCUCAAAGGCAUCAGCCAAUCAAAGGGCUGGGAGAGCUGGACGUGUGGCUGCAGGAAAAUGUUUUCGACUUUAUACAGCUUGGGCAUAUAAGAAUGAGAUGGAAGAUACAACAGUGCCUGAGAUCCAGAGAACCAAUCUGGGAAAUGUAGUUCUCUUACUUAAAAGUUUAGGCAUAAAUGACCUCAUCCACUUUGACUUCAUGGAUCCACCACCCCAUGAGACUCUGGUUUUAGCUCUUGAGCAGCUUUAUGCACUUGGUGCCCUGAACCAUCUUGGAGAACUGACAAAAUUGGGAAGGAGGAUGGCUGAGCUUCCUGUGGACCCUAUGUUAUCCAAGAUUAUUUUAGCCUCUGAGCAGUAUGGUUGCUCUGAACAGAUCCUUACCAUUGCUGCCAUGUUAUCUGUAAACAAUACCAUCUUUUAUCGACCCAAAGACAAACUGGUUCAUGCAGAUACAGCACGGGCUAACUUUACUGUACCUGGGGGAGACCACAUGGUGCUGCUUAACGUAUAUACACAGUGGGUAGAGAGUGGUCACUCCCUCCAGUGGUGCUAUGAGAACUUUAUCCAGGCUCGCUCUCUCCGUCGAGCACGAGAUGUACGGGAGCAACUUGAGGGCCUAAUGGGACGUAUUGAGAUUGAGCUGACAUCCUGUGAGGGGGACAGCAUACCUGUGCGCAAGGCAAUCACAGCUGGAUAUUUCUACCACACGGCACGUCUUACUCGUAGUGGAUACAAGACUGUCAAACAGCAGCAGGCUGUAUAUAUCCAUCCAAAUAGCAGUCUUCAUGAGGAGCAACCCCGCUGGGUUAUAUAUCAUGAGCUGGUUUUCACCACCAAGGAAUAUAUGAGACAGAUUAUAGAGAUUGAUAGCACAUGGCUCUUAGAGGUAGCUCCACAUUACUACAAGUCCCGAGAGCUGGAAGACCCAACUAGCAAGAAGAUGCCAAGAAAAGCUGGCAAAAGCAGGGAAGAACUAGGCUGAAGAACUUUAACUCUGCUGCAGUAGAACAACACUUGUAUGGGCUGUGGCUGGAUUGUUUAAACAUCUGUAAAUCUCUUGUAUAUAAAUAUUUUUUGGUACACGA
Molecule: messenger RNA, 3278 nt
Organism: Xenopus tropicalis (tropical clawed frog)
Lineage: Eukaryota; Metazoa; Chordata; Amphibia; Anura; Pipidae
Gene: dhx16
Product: DEAH-box helicase 16
Biological process (GO): antiviral innate immune response; mRNA splicing, via spliceosome
Cellular component (GO): catalytic step 2 spliceosome; U2-type catalytic step 1 spliceosome
Molecular function (GO): RNA helicase activity; hydrolase activity; nucleotide binding
Source: RefSeq, marked validated